UUGAUUGGAUUGACGGCGUUGUUGCUGUUCCCUGAUUGGCUGUCUACUCCACAACAUAGUUCCGCAAACCGAGUGCUUGUUUGGGUUUCGUACUGAAGCUCUUCAAGCCCACAAGAGUCCAGACCUGAAGAACCUGUCUUGUAUUGUGGCUCCAGUUUGUAAAGAUUUUACUAAAGAAGCAACAGAAAUGGCAUCGGACUCUCCACGCAGGCCGAGUCGCUGUGCUGGAGGAGUUUUGGUGCGAGCACAAGCUGCAACGGAACAGUCGUACAUGGAAAGUGUUGUGACCUUUUUACAGGAUGUUGUCCCACAGGCAUACACUGGUGCUGUACCCACUGACGAGAAAGAGAAAAUCAUUUGGAUUCGAUUUGAGAAAGCCGACAUCAAUGACACUGCUCGAAACCCAGAGUUUAUAGAGAUGCAUGGUGGCAUCUCAGACCCGCCCCUUUGCCUCAUGAUUGGCUACACUGAUGGGAUGCAGAUCUGGAGCGUAUCUUUGGCAGGGGAAGCCCAGGAGCUGUUUUCAGUGCGUCAUGGACCUGUGCGAGCUGCUCGCAUUCUGCCAGCCCCUCAUAUCAGUUCUCUAAAAACAGAUAGUUUUGCUGAGAAGAGACCUUUGCUGGGAGUCUGCAAGAGCGCAGGGUCCUCUGGGACAAGUCCUCCCUACUGCUGCGCUGACCUGUAUUCUUUACGGACAGGAGAAAUGGUUAAGUCCAUCCAGUUCAAGACACCAAUAUAUGAUCUCCACUGCAAUAAACAUAUUCUUGUGGUGAGCCUGCAAGAAAAAAUUGCUGCAUUUGACAGUUGCACCUUCACCAAGAAGUUCUUUGUUACAAGCUGCUACCCUUGUCCUGGACCUUGUCUCAAUCCAGUCGCUCUGGGAAGCCGUUGGCUCGCCUAUGCUGAAAACAAGUUGAUAAGAUGUCACCAGUCUCGUGGAGGAGCUUGUGGUGACAAUGCACAAUCAUAUACAGCUACAGUGAUCAAUGCCGCCAAAACUUUGAAAACCGGCCUAACAAUGGUAGGUAAAGUUGUGACACAGCUGGCAGGCACCAUACCACCAGGCACGCCCGACGAGGAUGGCGCCCCUCACAGCUCAAGCCGGCGCAGCCCCCACAGCCCUGGUGUGGUCACCAUCAUCGACACAGAAAGUGUUGGAGAAGGACAG
Messenger RNA from Oryzias melastigma (Indian medaka), 1168 nucleotides. RefSeq names its product breast carcinoma-amplified sequence 3. Gene Ontology annotation, cellular component: cytoplasm. Gene Ontology annotation, molecular function: protein binding. The record is from RefSeq and is a predicted model, not a curated record. NCBI's taxonomy places the organism in Eukaryota, Metazoa, Chordata, Actinopteri, Beloniformes, Adrianichthyidae. Gene Ontology annotation, biological process: response to starvation; autophagy.